Lycium ferocissimum is the source of this 3114-nucleotide messenger RNA. RefSeq names its product protein MALE DISCOVERER 2-like. NCBI's taxonomy places the organism in Eukaryota, Viridiplantae, Streptophyta, Magnoliopsida, Solanales, Solanaceae. Gene Ontology annotation, molecular function: protein binding; ATP binding; protein kinase activity. Gene Ontology annotation, biological process: protein phosphorylation. The transcript has 14 exons. The coding region runs from base 815 to 2968 and encodes 717 amino acids. The record is from RefSeq and is a predicted model, not a curated record.
UAGCUUGGGUGUGAGGGUAGACAAAACUAAAAAAAUAAAUCUUGUAGAGAGAGAAACAAGAGAGAGGAAAAAUCAUUUUUUUUCCUACCAUUUUUUUUCUCUCUUGUACCUCCUCAACCCUUUUGAAAUCAUCCUGCAAAGGGCAGUCAAGAAAAAAAGAUAAUCUAUUCUUUAGAAAAGAAAAAAAAAAGAUUUUUUCUUGUGUGAUUUCAAAUCCUUCAAUCUCUGUUAUUUCUAUACUUUCUCCAAAAAAAAAAAAAAGAUACAGCAAUUUUUUUUUUCUUUUGGAGUUUCAAAUUUUUUUUGCAAAUUUUGUCCACCACCUGCAUUUUCUUGUUGCAGUUGUUUGAAAUUUAUAUUUUUACAAGAAAUGUGACAUUUUGGCAUUUCUACCUCUGCAAUAAAAAGCAGAAAAAGAUUUCAUUAGACUGCCCUUUUUUGUCCCUUAUUUUCUGAUAAAAAUUGAAUCUUGGAGAUUUAUCAACUGAAUUUGUACAAGUGUUGAUGAAGGAGGUGUUGUUAUAGCCUAAGUUUAAUAUUAGAAAAAUGAGAGACCCCAAUUUUAUCAUUUGUAUCAAUAGGGUUGAUUUUUUUUUUCUUUAACUUGUAAUAUAGUUUGUUUAUAGUGUAAAAAUUGUAUAGACAAGCAAAUAGUGGUGUAUUUCUUGUUUGUGUACAACUUUUUUGUGUGUCCAAGUGAUUUUUAAUUGCUUGGAGAGUAAUUUUGUACACGAAAGCUGGCGAUUUUGUGUGGCAUUUUGUAUAGAGUCCUUGCUGUUGGCAGAUAUUGUUACUGCCUUAGCCACUGAUACAUAUGGUUCUUCAAACCAUGGGGGGUAGAUGGAACACUUAUGGAAUCAAGCUAUCAUAUCUUGCUCUGUUGAUUAUCGUUUUGGAGAUUCGUGGUUGUUGUUCUCUUAAUUCGGAAGGAUUGGCAUUAUUGAGAUUCCGCGUGAAAGUGGAUGCUGAUCCGUAUGGCAUUCUUGAAAAUUGGAAUCGAGAUCAUUGUGACCCGUGCAUGUGGUCUGGUGUCCAGUGUAAGCAUGGUAAAGUGCAAAUGCUGGACCUUCGUGGAUAUUCGUUGAAAGCAAAACUCGCACCAGAACUUGGAAAUCUCACUCACUUAAAAUCACUUGUGCUUUCUGAAAACCAUCUUUUUGGUGCUAUUCCUAAAGAAUUUGGACGAUUCAGAAUGCUGGAAGUGCUUGACUUGAGGGAUAACAAUUUGAGUGGAAGAGUUCCAGCAGUAAUAGGAGAUUUGCAAUCACUUAGAAGUUUGUUGAUUUGUGACAAUAACUUCGAAGGGAAGAUUCCUUUGGAAAUAGGGAAGCUUCGUCAGCUCUCAGAACUGCAAUUUGAUGAUUACCUCACCUCUGGUGUUGCUGCUGGAACUGGCAGUAUAAAUAGAAAAUUUGGGCAUUGCAUCUGGCAUGGCAGUUUGAGGCCAUUUAAGACCAUAGGCUCCUUUAUCAGACCAAUUAAAGGGUUGCUAAUAUGGUAUUUUAGUUUCUUCACACUGUUCCCGCAUUUUUUGGAUGCUCAUGCAGACUUCUGCUCUGACCUACCAAGUUCGCCUAUGCCUCACAUUAUCCAUGCUGUAGAGAACCAAGCAAACAUUGAACGCCGUAAGUUAGUUGAACAACCCAGUAACCUUGCUGCUGCUCCUGCUAAUGGAGGGAAACCAUUAGGACUUGUUAUUCCUGUGCCGAGCAGCAGAAGUAGUGGUUCAUUUCGUGCUGUGCCAAAUACUGAAGGAACUCCUCCUCCUCCUCUGACUAUACCAUCACGGACCACACCUCAACAUCAUCAGCCUCCAAAUCCUGGGGGACACUCUAAUGAUGCUGCUAAACGGCCAACUCCUAGUCAAUCCCCACCUGGUGCAAAGUCUGGAAGUUCAUGGAAGUAUAUAGGAAUCGGCACUGGGGCUUUUCUGGCUGCAAUUUUUGUGUGUCUGAUAUUCAUCUGCAAGAGCAAAGCUGCGCGAACAAUAGGCCCUUGGAAGACUGGAUUGAGUGGACAGCUGCAGAAAGCAUUUAUUACAGGGGUCCCAAAACUAAACAGGCCCGAGCUAGUAACUGCAUGCGAGGAUUUUAGUAAUAUUGUUUGGAAUCAAGAUACAUUUACAGUAUACAAGGGAACUCUAUCCAGUGGAGUAGAGAUUGGUGUUUUGUCAACUGCUAUAAAUUCUCUGAAAGAUUGGUCCAAGCGUUCUGAAUUGGCCUUCAGGAAGAAGAUUGAUUCACUCUCAAGGAUAAAUCACAAGAAUUUUAUUAAUCUAAUUGGAUACUGUGAGGAAGAUGAACCUUUCACAAGGAUGAUGGUCUUUGAGUAUGUAACGAAUGGAACACUUUUCGAGCAUCUCCAUGAUGAAGAACUUGAGCCUCUUGAUUGGCCUGCAAGGAUGCGAGCUAUAAUGGGGACAGCAUAUUGUCUUGAGUACAUGCACAAUUUGAAUCCCCCGCUGUCGCAUUCUGAUGUGAAUUCACACUCCAUAUUUUUUACGGAUGAUUAUGCUGCUAAGAUAGCAGAGCUUGCUUUCUGGUCUGAAAUAAUGGUCAAGUCAAAGUCCGCCAGUGGUGAUCUAGAAAACUCUGAGCUGCCACCACUUGCUGAUCCCGAAACAAAUGUCUAUAGUUUUGGGAUUUUGUUGCUGGAAGUAAUAUCUGGAAAGUCACCUUACUCGGAACGAGAGUCUCUUCUAAGCUGGGCGCAGCAAUGCCUUAAUGAUAGACAGAAUCUGAGCAGCUUGGUUGAUCCAAAAUUGAAGUCCUUCAAGAAUAAUGAACUGAUGAUCAUCUGUGAGGUAAUUAGAGGUUGUCUUCAAGAAGAUCCAAGGAAGAGACCAACAAUAAAAGAAGUCAUUACAAAGCUAAGGGAAGCGAUUGACAUUCCACCCGAUGCUGCAGUUCCAAGGCUAUCUCCCCUCUGGUGGGCUGAACUCGAGAUUCUAUCCUCCGAGGCAGCUUAAACUGACUAGUGUGUCUACUUUUGUAAGUCGAGCGUUUGUUUUGCUAUGCAUAAAUGUACUAUGAUAUACCCCACUAAUGUCAACUGAAAGUCCUGUGUACCCAUUUUUCUGUUCAAAAUAUUUAUAUUAGUUCAUUCUUUUAAUAA